Molecule: messenger RNA, 1981 nt
Organism: Gossypium arboreum
Lineage: Eukaryota; Viridiplantae; Streptophyta; Magnoliopsida; Malvales; Malvaceae
Product: phosphoinositide phospholipase C 2-like
Exons: 9
Coding region: 224-1912 (562 amino acids)
Biological process (GO): phosphatidylinositol-mediated signaling; lipid metabolic process
Molecular function (GO): phosphatidylinositol-4,5-bisphosphate phospholipase C activity
Source: RefSeq, a predicted model, not a curated record
CAUGAAUGUGCUCAUAUAUGCCAUGGAAUAUGGACUGUUUCAGCUUCCUUACUGUAAUUGCUUCAGCACAUAUUCUCACUUUAUUAAAACGCCAUUCCUGUCUUUCCAUCUGCAUAUAUCUGAUUUAUAUAUAUAGAAAUAGAGAGACAGAGAGAGAGAGAGAAGUAGAGCAGUGUGAAAGAGAAAAGAAACUCAUCAAUUUCGGUGUUUGAGAAAAAGUGGGAUGCCGAAGCAGAAUUUCAAGGUGUGCCUGUGUUGGAGGAGAAUAUUCAAGACAAGGGUGGUCGAGCCACCUCCAGCUGUUAAGAAUGCCUUCAAUCGUUUCUCACAAAGUGGAACGAUGACUGUGGAUGACCUCCUGACGUUUCUGAUUGAACAUCAAGGUGAAAAUAAUGCCACCAAGGAAGAUGCUCAAGCCAUUUUUGAUAGUCUCAAGCAUCUUAAUAUCUUCCACAGGAGAGGACUCCAUUUAGAAGCUUUCUUUAGAUAUCUCCUUGGUGACCAUAACCUUGCUCACCCUCCAUCUUCAAAGGUGCACCAUGACAUGACGGCUCCAUUGGCACAUUAUUUCAUAUUCACGGGACAUAAUUCCUACUUGACUGGGAAUCAAGUAAUCAGCCCCAGCAGUGUAGAACCCAUUAAAGAUGCUCUACUUAGAGGUGUAAGAGUGAUUGAAUUGGACCUGUGGCCAAAUUCCAAGGGGGACGGUGUCGAAAUUCGCCAUGGCGGGACUCUGACUUCUCCAGUGGACCUCCAAGAAUGUUUGCAAGCAAUUAAGGAGAAUGCAUUCCAUGCUUCAGAAUAUCCAGUUGUGAUCACUUUUGAAGACCAUUUGAAUCCAAAUCUUCAGAAAAAGGUGGCUAAGAUGGUCACAGAAACUUUUGGAGUUAUGCUCUACCGGUCCGAAACAGAAAACAUGCAGCAAUUUCCUUCACCAGAAUCAUUGAAGAAAAGGAUUCUGAUUUCAACCAAACCCCCUAAAGAGUACCUGGGAGAAAACAGGGGAGAUGUUUCUGAAACUGAGAGUGAAAGACGGAAUCCAUCAGAUGUAGGAGAACAUUUUCCAGAUGAAGACGAAGAGAAUACUGUGGUUCAAUACAGGCAGCUAAUUGCCAUUCAUGCUGGGAAGCUCAAAGGUGGAUUAGAGAACUGGCUGAGUGAUGACCCAAUGAAAGUCCGACGGCUUAGCUUGAGUGAACAAGAGCUUGAAAAUGCUAUUAGAGCAUAUACUACUAAGAUUGUGAGGUUUACUCAACGAAAUUUGCUGAGAGUGUAUCCUAAAGGCACACGCUUAGACUCUUCCAAUUACAAUCCUUUUGUGGGGUGGAUGCAUGGAGCUCAAAUGGUUGCAUUUAACAUGCAGGGAUAUGGAAAGUACUUAUGGAUAAUGCAAGGAAUGUUUAAAGCAAAUGGUGGAUGCGGCUAUGUGAAGAAACCUGAUUUUUUAUUGCAGAGGGGAGAGAAUGAUGAGGUUUUUAAUCCCAAUGCGCCAUUGGAAGUCAAGACCGUUUUGAGGGUAAAAGUUAUCUUGGGGGAAGGUUGGCAUCAGGAUUUCCACCAUACUGCAUUUGAUCGCUAUUCCCCGCCCGACUUCUAUACGAGAAUUGGAAUUGCUGGUGUUCCAGAAGAUAAGGAUGUAAAGAGAACAGCAAUAAUAGAAGAUGAAUGGUUACCUGUAUGGGACCAGGAUUUCGAAUUCCUAAUUCGUGUUCCGGAAUUAGCUGUGCUUCGGAUUCAAGUCCUGGAAUAUGACACCACUGGGAGACCUGAUUUCGGAGGCCAAACAUCUUUACCUGUAUCAGAGUUGAGAACUGGGAUUAGGACGGUCCCAUUAUGUGACAAGAAGGGAAAUAAAUACAAGCAUGUAAGGCUCCUUUUGAGCAUUAACUUUGGACGCCCUUAUUAUCUCUGAUUACCCACACAUUGACUUCAUGUUUGUAAUGGAUUAUCAUAUCUUGCAUGCAUGCAUGCUUAAACAUCA